AUGCUUUCGUUCACCGACGAAGAAGCCUUGCAAAGGCUGGGACCUGUAGUGCCUUCCGAACCAGCGCCAUACCCCUCACGCGAAGCCAUCCUUGGAAAGUACGUAGACCUCGUGCCCUUGGCCACCGAUCACGCAGAGGGGCUCUUCAGCAUCAUUGGUCAGCCAGAGCACGAGCGGCUAUGGGAUUACAUGCUCGAAUCACCCUUCAACGGCGAUCGUUCCCGCUUCGAUGCCUACGUCUCUUCGCGCAUCUCCAACACCAACAACAUGAUGUUCUGGACCAUCUUCGACAAAUCCACUCGUCAAAUUCUCGGACUCAUCUCGUACCUCAACAUCGUUCCUAGCCAUCGGAGUAUCGAGGUCGGUAACGUCAUGUUUUCGUCUCUGCUUCAACGCUCCAGAAAGUCGAGCGAGGUGGUGUACCUGAUGAUCAAACACGCGUUUGAAACGUUGGGGUAUCGUAGGGUCGAGUGGAAGUGCAACAAUCUCAACGGUCCAUCCAAGAGAGCGGCGAUCAGAUACGGCUUCACGUAUGAAGGCUUUUUCAGGAAGCAUUUCGUGUUGAAGGGGAGGAGUAGGGACACAACCUGGUUUGCGAUCGUCGAUGAGGAUUGGCCGAUCAGGAAACAGGCCUUGGAAGCCUGGUUGAGCGAAGACAACUUCGAUCAGGAAGGCAAGCAGAUCAUGACACUGAAGGAGGCUCAUAAGAAGUUCGGAUACGUUGUUCCGGCUUCGCUCGUAUUACCUGCCAUGCCAUUGUGA
Molecule: messenger RNA, 762 nt
Organism: Pseudozyma hubeiensis SY62
Lineage: Eukaryota; Fungi; Basidiomycota; Ustilaginomycetes; Ustilaginales; Ustilaginaceae
Product: acetyltransferase
Exons: 1
Coding region: 1-762 (253 amino acids)
Molecular function (GO): protein N-terminal-serine acetyltransferase activity; protein-N-terminal-alanine acetyltransferase activity
Source: RefSeq, a predicted model, not a curated record